This is a messenger RNA of Zophobas morio, 911 nucleotides long. Its product is annotated as brachyurin-like. Gene Ontology annotation, molecular function: serine-type endopeptidase activity. Bases 29 to 829 code for a protein of 266 amino acids. Gene Ontology annotation, biological process: proteolysis. NCBI's taxonomy places the organism in Eukaryota, Metazoa, Arthropoda, Insecta, Coleoptera, Tenebrionidae. The transcript has 6 exons. The record is from RefSeq and is a predicted model, not a curated record.
GAACAUGUUCAUCGACUGUUAAUUUUUAAUGCACUUUAAAAAAGUACUCAAAAUGAGAACUUCUACUUAUAUUUUGUGUUUGACGUUUUUCUGGAUGACUUCGGCAACGAAGUUGUCAGGUCGAAUUAUUGGUGGUCAGCCUGCUUUAUAUGGGCAGUUUCCUUUUGCUGCUGCUAUUUACGUGCAUAAAACUGAUGGUCUCUAUUUCUGUGGUGGGACACUUAUUAGCAAUCAAUGGGUUUUGACUGCAGGUCAAUGUGUCGAUGGAGCUACCUUAUUUACAAUUCAAUUAGGAUCAAAUUUCUUGGAUCGAAAUGACCCAUAUCGUGUUACUGUGGCCACAAGUGAGUCAUUCCCCCACCCCGAGUUUGACCCACUCACGCUUCAGAAUGACGUCGGUCUGAUUAAACUUCGACUGCCAAUUGAGUAUUCCGAUUACAUAAGACAAAUACGUUUUCUGCCAACGUAUAGGCUUCAGGAUGCCGCACCUACAAUUGCUAUUGGUUGGGGGCAAACCAGUGAUGAGGACACAGGGUUUGCGGAGGAGUUAAUGAGGGUGAACCUAACCACUCUAUCAACCAAUGAGUGCAAGUUAACUUACGGUAGUCAAGUUACUGAAGAUAUGGUAUGCGUUGCUGGUAACUAUAACGAAGGUAGUUGUAUUGGUGAUAUAGGUAGUCCACUGUUGCAAUUUGUGGGAAGAGAAUAUUACUUAGUUGUUGGAACAGCCAGCUUUCUUAGUGCCAAUGGAUGCGAAAGUACAGAUCCAUCUGGAUACACUAGAACAUUCAGUUACAUAAGUUGGAUCAAAAAUAUUACAGGUGUUUAAUCUGAUCAGAAACAUGUAUAACAUGUAAAAAUAAUUCAUCACAAAACUCUUCGUAAAUAAAGUGAUAUGUAUUAAGUUAAAA